Rosa chinensis is the source of this 2150-nucleotide messenger RNA. RefSeq lists its product as uncharacterized. Lineage: Eukaryota; Viridiplantae; Streptophyta; Magnoliopsida; Rosales; Rosaceae. Bases 461 to 1555 code for a protein of 364 amino acids. The record is from RefSeq and is a predicted model, not a curated record. The transcript is spliced from 11 exons.
AGGAGGGGAUCUGAUUUAAAUCCAAAUCUCCCUAAGAUUAUCCGCAAAUCAAUCCAAAAGAAAAAGGAAAAUAGAAAAAGGAGUGAGAGAAAACGUGUAGUGUAACCGUGCAGUCCUCCAUUUGAAGAAGCCACAUUUCUUCACAGGCUCCACCCGUCAGCUCAUUGCUUCCCUUCCACGCCACAUCACCAAUCUCAAUUAUUUAUUUAUCAAAUCACCGAUUAGUUUAUUACUAAUUUUCGUUUUGGUAAAGACCAAACCAAAGGCACCAAAGCAACGCCCCACUCUCUCUCUCUCGCUCCUCGCAUUUCAAUAAUUCAUUCCACCACCAGAAGAAGAAGACCGGAGCCGCGAAAGGCCGCGUUUGGAUCGAGCUUCAGCGACUUUUGGAUUCUAAUGCGCUUAAGUUGAUGAUCUCGACGAGGAGGAGGAGGAGGAGGUCUGUAUCGUAAUCAUCAGAAUGCCGCAAGCUUCUUUCACGCCUCGAAGCUCUGCCUAUCUCGAUGCUCUCACCCAAGAAAUCGAGAAGAAACUCCAGCGGAGAGAGAUUCAUUUGUUGCAGGCCCUAGCUUCUCCCUCACUGCGCCGCAACUUGUUGCAGGAGUUGUUUACUGACAUUGCCUUAGAGAUUGAUGAGCGGGCCAAAGAUAUAAUUCUCAGCCCGGAAGAUGAUGCAAUUUCUCCUGCAGAGGAUUGCAAUUAUGGUCAGCUAUGCUUUCAUGAUGUACUUGCUGACUAUUAUGUUUGGGUGCCUGAGAGUGGAAAACGCAUCCUUGAUCUGAUUGUCCAACUCUGGAGCCAGUCAUUUGCAUCUCACAUUUUCGCCUUGUUAUUUCACAAAUGGCUUUUUGAAGUUCAACUUGACAACUCUGAAGUCCUUCUACGAUUCUCAUCUGCUCUUGUUCAAGGUGCUACAAAUGUUUUCUGGAUUGACAUUCAGUCAAAUACAAGGCGGUUUGAAUCCCUCUUUCUUUAUCUUCUUGAGGAUGUUGCUUUGGAACCCACCCGGUUAAAUAAAAUUCCUGUACAGGUCCAGCGAGAUCUGUAUCUUUUACUUUCAAGGUUUAUAUUCUUUUAUAACUCAGUUGACAAACUUGAGAGCUUCUUAAGGCACUUUCCCGUUUUCCCGAAUGCUUUUCUGGUUGGUGGUCCUGCAGACUUCUUUGUUAUUGAACUUGCAGAUCAGCUUCAAAAAUUGAAGGUGGAACCGGUAUUGCUCCAUUACUUUUCACACAUUAAAGUUCUCCAGGGCAUGGAGCUGAGAAUGGCCACAAGUACAAGGUUAAAGACUUGUUUGUAUAGCUUCACUUCUCCUGGUGGUCCAAUGUACCCUACAAGAGUUGUUCGUCAUGCUGCCUGGGAUGCUUUAGAUUUGCUUUUUCCAGUCGGGCAAUACCCUCGACAUCUUAUAAGCCUGUUCUUCCGGUUGUUGUAUCCGUGGUACUGGCCCUCGUCUUGUUGGAAUUUCGUGAUGGAUUGCAUAAAGGCGGUAUUGUAUUCUCUGUUGGGAUUAAUCUAUUCAAGUUUAGAGAAGCUGAAAAAGCCAAAGUUUUGAGUUCUCGGAAUUCCAAAAAGUGUAGCCUCCUGUAUUAGUCAAAAACUGAAAACCGCUAGGAAGGCUAAUGUCAAUUUGGAUGAUCUGUACUGUACAUGUGCUUUUGCUGUUCGUAGUUGCCAUCAGCCUUUUGAGUUCAUCAUAUGUUGGACCUGUUUGUUGUCCUAAAUUAGAUUCGACUUGUAUUGGUGCUCAUUUGUACAUGCUCACUCCGCAUUGAAUAUGGAGGUUGAGGUUUGUGGAGCGGGGUUUUACCUGGUAUUCAUCAGGGAUGGUCUGAAGUUGAAAGUUACCACUAUCAAUUGCAGCCCUUAGUAGAGGUGUGGAGGAUUUCUCAGAAGUGGCUCGGGCUUUGGAAGAUUGUAAAGCUUACAUGUCUGCUUUUUCAGUUUAUCCAUGUUCGACAUAUUUAUAUAGAAGUAAAUAAUAUAGCUGAUUGUUUAGCUCAUCUGGCUUAAUUUGGUAUGCGAUGAUAUUUGGUUAGGGCCUCAGGGGAGACUGAUGUGUUCUUUAUAAGGAUGUUUGUAAUUUGUAUUCUGAGGCUUGGGAUCUCUAUAAUAAAUAAUAACGGGCGUGAUUUUUGUAAUUGAGAAAA